Molecule: messenger RNA, 2475 nt
Organism: Nematostella vectensis (starlet sea anemone)
Lineage: Eukaryota; Metazoa; Cnidaria; Anthozoa; Actiniaria; Edwardsiidae
Exons: 14
Coding region: 94-2172 (692 amino acids)
Cellular component (GO): extracellular region
Molecular function (GO): chitin binding
Source: RefSeq, a predicted model, not a curated record
UGCCUAUCUUUAAGAAAGCGCAUAUAAAGAGACCAAUAUACAGCAAUCAAAACUGGAAGGUUACAGUCAAGGCAAAGGAAAAGAGCAUCCAAGAUGAAAUUUCUUGUCUUUGCUAUUGUGUGCUUCAGCGUGGCGCUAGCUACCGAUGACGAUUUCUGCACGGAAAGAAACGCUGGCUACUAUGCGGAUCCAGACGAUUGUUCCAAGUACUACCAGUGCGACGACUUUCACAAAACUCACCACAGGACAUGCUCAGAACAGCUUAAGUGGAGUGCAGUGAAAAACAUAUGCGAUCAUGCGGCUGAUGUAGACUGCGAUCGCAAACCUCUUGAGCCGCUUAAUCCCACAAACCUUUUACUGCACCCUCCUCUUCCGUACACGAGAUGCGAUCUCCACUGUCAAACAAGGAAUCCAGAUGGUUCGUGCACGGUCGCGCCCAAUUGGAGGAUCGAGAACAGUAUGUGUGUGGACACCACCUAUUGUCUGUCACUUCCUAACGGCCACUACCACGACCCCAGGAACUGCUCGCGCUUCUACCAGUGUGAUGCGUUCCACAAGGCUUUUCUGCACAGCUGCCCUUCUGGGCUGAAAUGGAGCGUCACGAAAACCACGUGUGACUGGCCACGAUACGUCGACUGUGACAUAGGAGGAGCCUAUAAGCCACCUUUCCGAUGCAACCUCAGAGAUCCUAUACCCAAGAAGAUUGGCUGUUUAAAGGGGUGGGAAGAUGGACAUCGCUUGAUUUGGAAUGAGCUUCUUUUCACUGACCGAGACCCUUCAAGCAACGUGUUCUCAGGGAUUCUCAUCGACUGGGCAAACUGGCAGGACUAUAUCAACAGUCUUGCAUGUCGGUGCGCCCGGGCGGCCUACAAGAAGGGCUACACCUAUUUCGGCCUGCAGUUCUACGGCGAGUGCUGGAGUGGCCCAUACUCUGGUCGCCUCGGUCCAUUCACAACCCCAGACAACUGCGUGCAGAACUACUUCCAGGAGUGUGAGCAGGAUAACACUGAGUUCGCAUGUGUUGGGAAGCCCUGGUUUAAUUACGUCUACAGGGCCUUACCACCUUACAUGAUGAAGCACUAUUUUGGGAGACACGCCUAUCUACCAGACAUCGUAAAAGGUGCCCAAUUUUUUCCCAAUCGCAGUAGAGCUGGAAGGGCUUACAGAUACACAAGCAUACGAAUCAAGAGUUCCGACAUGAAGUCUCUUGUCCUUCUUAUCGCGUGCUUUUCUGUGGCGCGAGCCACUGAAGAUGAUUAUUGCAAGGAAAGAGACGCCGGCUGCUAUGUGGACCUAAAGGAUUGUUCCAAGUACUACCAGUGCGACGACUUUCACAAAACUCACCACAGGACAUGCUCAGAACAGCUUAAGUGGAGUGCAGUGAAAAACAUAUGCGAUCAUGCGGCUGAUGUAGACUGCGAUCGCAAACCUCUUAAGCCGCAUGUUCCCCUUCUCGCCCCUGCUCCCUACCCAGGAUGUGAUCUCCAUUGUCAGGAAAAGGGUCUCGAUGGCUCUUGCACGGUUAUGCCUAACUGGAGGAUCGAGAAGGGCAUGUGCGUUGACAACAACUAUUGUCUCUUACUUCCCAACGGCCACUACCACGACCCCAGGAACUGCUCGCGCUUCUACCAGUGUGAUGCGUUCCACAAGGCUUUUCUGCACAGCUGCCCUUCUGGGCUGAAAUGGAGCGUCACGAAAACCACGUGUGACUGGCCACGAUACGUCGACUGUGACAUAGGAGGAGCCUAUAAGCCACCUUUCCGAUGCAACCUCAGAGAUCCUAUACCCAAGAAGAUUGGCUGUUUAAAGGGGUGGGAAAAUGGACAUCGCUUGAUUUGGAACGAGCUUCUUUUCACUGACCGAGACCCUUCAAGCAACGUGUUCUCAGGGAUUCUCAUCGACUGGGCAAACUGGCAGGACUAUAUCAACAGUCUUGCAUGUCGGUGCGCCCGGGCGGCCUACAAGAAGGGCUACACGUAUUUCGGCCUGCAGUUCUACGGCGAGUGCUGGAGUGGCCCAUACUCUGGUCGCCUCGGUCCAUUCACAACCCCAGACAACUGCGUGCAGAACUACUUCCAGGAGUGUGAGCAGGAUAACACUGAGUUCGCAUGUGUUGGGAAGGCCUGGUUCAACUACGUCUACAGGGCCUUACCGCCUUACAUGAUGAAGUGAUUGAAGAAAUGCUGAAGAGAGGUGUUAAGGGUGAAGGGGAGUUAAUGCCAGCAGGGGUAGUUAUAACGAUAAGGGGUCCUUUGUUUGGUAUUUGACAACACCCCUCCCCCCUUCCUCCAAAUAAAGUAAUUGUUGGCUGGAGGAGGACAUAUAAAAACAAUCGAGCAACCCAAAAAGUAUCCAAAAUAGAGCCGUGCCUCCUCACUGUCAGAUACCAAAGACUGCAAAGCCGUCUAACAAUGCAACAGCAACCAGCAUUUGUACGCGGUGAGUAAAAGUAAAUAAACAAAACUGUAUACCGUA